Molecule: messenger RNA, 1440 nt
Organism: Papilio polytes (common Mormon)
Lineage: Eukaryota; Metazoa; Arthropoda; Insecta; Lepidoptera; Papilionidae
Product: chymotrypsin B-like
Exons: 6
Coding region: 83-1246 (387 amino acids)
Biological process (GO): proteolysis
Molecular function (GO): serine-type endopeptidase activity
Source: RefSeq, a predicted model, not a curated record
GAGUAAACUUGACAAUCAAGUCAGUGUACACCAGUAACCCGUGUUGAACGGACGUGUGAUCCGACGACUAAAAUCAGCAACAAUGAUAACAAAACUUAUACCGAGUAUUAUUAUACUGUUAACAGUUGGAGAUAUUUAUACUUAUCCACAAUGCAGAAUGCCAAACGGUUAUACAGGGGAAUGUAAAUACUUGGAUAAAUGCAAGCCAUUAAAAGAAGUCAGCGAGAAAAAAGCGAAGACAGACGAUGAAUUAUUAUAUCUUCGGGAAUCAUCCUGUGGGACUACGAGUAAUUAUUUAUAUAAGGUUUGUUGUCCGCUGCAGUCGGAAUGGUCCAAGAAAUUGAACCUCAAACCUAUACCAUUCCCCGAAAUCAUUAAUUAUCUUGCCGAACCGGGAAGUAACGGAACACGUGAAAAGACCAGCGAUGACGCACCGACCAGCGUACUUAGAGAGGGCAACAAACAGAACGAAGAAUGCGGUGUAGACGUAUCUGCACCUAAGAUAAAUAGAGAUUACGGUACUGCUGCUAUCGACGAGUACCCGUGGCUCGCACUUUUAGAAUAUCGUUUCGGUCGCAUCAUAUGCGGAGGAAGUCUGAUCUCGCCCAACUUCAUACUGACAGCUGCUCAUUGUAUCGAGACUACGCAUGGAAAACCUGCCAACGCCCGUCUUGCCGAAUACAACGUGACGUCAUACCCCACAGACUUCGUAGAGGUAGAUGGUGGAGCCACAGAAAGGGUCACCGUCUCUCUGAUAGCGGUACAGUGGAGUGAGAAGCAUCCUCUAUUCGACAAGAACACAUACCAGCACGACAUAGGACUGGUGAAGCUUGCUACGCCUGCUGAAAAUUCAGAUUUCAUCCGUCCAAUUUGUUUGCCACGAUACAAUUUCGCAAAUCAAUUCGACGCCACCACAAACUUCAUAACCGCCGGUUGGGGGGUCAAGAGUUCUAUAAACAACGAUGUGAAGAUGGAGGCCAAAUUACCUUACAUGCCGAUACCCACAUGCAAACGGACUAUAUCUACAACAUCACUAACAAACAAACAACUAUGUGCUGGAGGUAACAACGAGAGAUCCGACUGCGUUACCGAUUCUGGUGGACCUUUGAUGUUUGAAUCAGAAAAUUACUACAUGAUUGUCGGUGUAGCGAGUUAUGGACCUGCUAAUUGCAAGGACGUACGUGAACCAACAGUGUAUACUAAUGUCUAUGAAUACUUAGAUUGGAUUGACACAUUAAUGACUUAAGUUUGAAAGACUGUAUCUUAGAUGAAGAGCUUGUAACGAUCGAUGCAUGCAAUCGAACACACCAGAAAAUUGGGUCAAACUUAGAGUAUCCUAUUUCCAAAAGCAUUUUGCCUAAUUUAUUUAUGGUGUAACUUAUAAUAAUCAAGAAUUUAUAGACUAUAAUUAAGAGCAGACGAAAUAAAAUUCAAAAUCAA